UGCGCGUGCGCCGCAGAGCCCUGAGGGCUGUGCUGCCACAUCCGGUGUCUGGCGGCCUGGGGAUGUUUUGUUUUCUUGGCUGAAACUAGCAGAACCAGAGGCGGCCCGGCGCGGCGCGAUACCAGGCUGCAGACCGACUGCACGGGCCGGGGCGGGCUGACUUGGAAUAAUGUCUGGAUUUCUAGAAGGCCUGAGAUGCUCAGAAUGCAUUGAUUGGGGGGAAAAACGCAAUACCAUUGCUUCCAUCACUGCUGGUGUUCUAUUUUUUACAGGCUGGUGGAUUAUCAUAGAUGCAGCUGUUAUUUAUCCCUCUAUGGAUGAGUUCAACCACUCAUACCAUGCCUGUGGUGUUAUAGCAACAAUUGCCUUCCUAAUGAUCAAUGCAGUAUCAAAUGGACAAGUCCGAGGUGAUAGUUACAGUGAAGGCUGCCUGGGCCAAACAGGUGCUCGCAUUUGGCUGUUCAUUGGUUUCAUGUUGGCCUUUGGAUCUCUGAUUGCAUCUAUGUGGAUUCUCUUUGGAGGUUAUGUUGUUAAAGAAAAACCCACAGUCUACCCUGGAAUUGCUGUGUUUUUCCAGAAUGCCUUCAUCUUUUUUGGAGGACUGGUUUUUAAGUUUGGCCGCACUGAAGACUUAUGGCAAUGAAAACAUCUGAUUUCCUACAGAACAGCAGCCUUGCAUGGGUUUUUUACUGCUCACUCCCAAUCUUUUGUAAUGUCAUUUUCUAAACUUAUUUCUGGGUGUAGUCUCAGCUUAAAGUUGUGUAAUACUAAAAUCAUGAGAACUCUUUAAACAACAAAAAAACUAUUGUGGUAUGCACUUGAUUAACUUACAAAAUGUUAAAGGAAACUACUUCACAUGAUUUAUUUUUUAUCAAGUUUUAUCAUGGUAUAAUUUGUAAAAAUAAAAAUUACAAAAUAAAUUUAUGGAUACAUCUAUUAAAGUAUUUGUCAUAUCUGAGAUCCAAAACUGCAACCAAAGUGCCCUGAAGAUUUAAUAUAUGUAUUUACAUGUGGCAUCUUUUGGGUCAAACGCUAAAUUAAAUUAAAAACUAUUCAGUGGUCAGAAUUAUUUCUCAUUAUAUUUUGUGUUUGGCUUUUAUGAGUUUGCCAAAAAUUCUGUAAACAUUUCAUUGUAAAUAGCUAUUGAGGAUUUCCCAAAAGGGGAGUGAGCAUGUUGGAAGAGAGAAGCCCCGUGAUCUAGCCCCCAGGCUCCUCACGUCCCUUCUGUGGGGAUCUCUCCCACUGUGACCCUGAUUCUCUGGGUGUGACUGCCGGGACACUUGGUCCUGGUGGGAUGCUGACAGUCACGUCUACCACUGAAAGAAAGGAAAAGAAUAGGGACUUGGCAUUCCAGUCCAUUACUCUGGUGACAAUUUUUUUUUUUUUUUUUUUUGAUCUUAUAAUAGAUUGGAUUCCAUGUUUCAUUUUAUCUCUUUUUAGAAGACCGAACAAUAGAUUGGAUUCCAUGUUUCAUUUUAUCUCUUUUUAGAAGACCGAACCACUAAGCUCAUGAUAGACCAGCAAGGUCAAUUAUAAUUACAAACAUUAACUACUGGUAAUUCUCAUGGUCUGUUGUUCUCAGCAACUCUGUUAUCUACCACCCAGGCUCCCCAACUUGGCAAAAUGGGAAUUUUUUUUUUUUUUAAUGAACUUGCUAACUGUGGGAUAAAUGUUCUUCAUUUAUGUUUAUGAAGUGAUUCCUUUCCUAAAUGUUUCUACAGUUACUCCUUCAUUAAACACAAAAUCUCUCUUAGGUGAUUUAAAUUUGUAGUACUCUCUUCCGUGUCAGCCAUCAUUAUCCACCAAUAAGAACUAUCUUUGAUGGACCUUUUGAAUAUUGUCUGGUCAUCAGGACGCUACUCAAAGAAGUGACUGUUUUGCUGUCCUUCCACAGCAUAUCACUCCUGGUGAAUUUUUAGAUCCACAGAUGUGAAAACUGGAGGUGAUCUUAGAGGUUGAGUCUCUUUUCACAGAUGAGGAAUCCCAGACCACAGAAAUUUAAAUUAUUUUCUCAGGGCCAAAGAUCUAGAUAUUUAAUACAAAAGCAGUGUAUCUCCUAUUCCACAAUUGACCAUGACAUCUUCCCCCACUCCUAGUGCAAUUCAGAAAGUGCUCAGAGAAUGCAAACUGCCUUGUAAAACUGCUAGAAUAAAAGCAUAAUGUCUGCAAGGGCUAAAUAUAAGCAAGUUCUUAAUUUCUAUUUUGUAUUACCUGCUCUGCUGAUGUAGACAAGAGUUAAUUGGGUAGCACACUUUAUUAAGCAUGAAAAAGAAACUAAAGAAUUGUAAAUAAAAUUGAACCAAACCUUAGUUAUCGGUCUGCACCCAAGAAAAUAUUAAUUGCACCAUCUUUAAUGAAAACAAACAUCUAUUUAAGACUAAUAAAUUACCACUUAAAAAAACAA
Molecule: messenger RNA, 2404 nt
Organism: Choloepus didactylus (southern two-toed sloth)
Lineage: Eukaryota; Metazoa; Chordata; Mammalia; Pilosa; Megalonychidae
Gene: TMEM50A
Product: transmembrane protein 50A
Exons: 7
Coding region: 170-643 (157 amino acids)
Biological process (GO): protein targeting to vacuole; late endosome to vacuole transport via multivesicular body sorting pathway
Source: RefSeq, a predicted model, not a curated record